AUGUAUGACAAUCUGACCAUGCUGAACCUCCAGAGUGGCUCCAACUGGACCGGGCCCACCAACUGGUACCAUCAGCCCAACGCACUCACAUCGCAACAUGGCACAGACGGCUGUGUGGACGAGAUGGCGUUGCCGCUGGGUGGGGGAGGAGAAGGGGUGGUGCAGGGGGAGAGGGAGGAGUCAGAGGAGGCGCAGCUUCACCUGCAGCUGAAGAGGAAGCUCCAGAGGAACCGCACCAGCUUCACACAGGAGCAGAUCGACGCCCUGGAGAAAGAGUUUGAGAGGACGCAUUAUCCAGAUGUCUUCGCACGGGAGAGAUUAGCCGCCAAAAUAGACCUCCCCGAGGCACGCAUUCAGGUGUGGUUCUCCAACCGCAGGGCCAAGUGGAGGCGGGAGGAGAAGCUGCGCAACCAGAAGCGUUCGGGGGCCACCACUUCCUGUCCCCAGACCCACACGCCUCUCAGCACUUCCUUUAACUCUUCAGUCUAUCACUCGCACCAUGGCAACAGCUCAGGCUCCAUUCACAGUCGAAGUGAAUCCUCCCUCUCAGGAUAUGGCUCCCUCUCUGUGUUCUCCAGUGUGCAGGUUUUCUGUCUUCAGGUCCGGUGACCGUGCCGGGCAGUGAGCAGGACUUGGGCCAGUACUGGACCAGACUGCAGUGAGUUAGGCUCACGUCCAUACUGUAGAUAACACACCAAAACACCAAAACCCAUAGCUUAUGUUUGACAUACAUAACCCAUUUAU
Molecule: messenger RNA, 744 nt
Organism: Engraulis encrasicolus (European anchovy)
Lineage: Eukaryota; Metazoa; Chordata; Actinopteri; Clupeiformes; Engraulidae
Gene: pax10
Product: paired box 10
Exons: 6
Coding region: 1-609 (202 amino acids)
Biological process (GO): regulation of transcription by RNA polymerase II; anatomical structure development
Molecular function (GO): RNA polymerase II cis-regulatory region sequence-specific DNA binding; DNA-binding transcription factor activity, RNA polymerase II-specific
Source: RefSeq, a predicted model, not a curated record